Molecule: messenger RNA, 1727 nt
Organism: Spodoptera litura
Lineage: Eukaryota; Metazoa; Arthropoda; Insecta; Lepidoptera; Noctuidae
Biological process (GO): regulation of transcription by RNA polymerase II
Molecular function (GO): DNA-binding transcription factor activity, RNA polymerase II-specific; RNA polymerase II transcription regulatory region sequence-specific DNA binding
Source: RefSeq, a predicted model, not a curated record
AUGGGCGGCGCGGGCGGCGGCUGGUCGCGCGAGGCGCCGGCGCUGCUGAGCACGGCGCUGCUGCUGGGCGGCGCGCUGCCCGAGCGCCCGCCCGCGCCGCUCUUCACCAUCGACAGCAUCUUGGCGCCGCGCCCGCACCCGCCGCUACCGCCGCUGCAGCUGCAACACCUGGCGCACUCGCCGUUCCAUAGAGCACAUGAUCUCUUUGGUGUCAGCAGUGUUGGAAGUGCAGUAUCAAGCGCUGGUGGUUACGCAGGCCUUUAUGGUGGGUACGCGGCUGCCGCCCUGGCAGGUCUUGCGGGUCCACCACCCAAACGCAAGCGCAGACACCGCACUAUCUUUACGGAAGAGCAGCUGGAACAGCUAGAGAGCACCUUCGACAAGACGCACUACCCCGACGUUGUUCUUAGAGAACAGCUCGCAUUGCGGGUCGACUUGAAAGAAGAAAGGGUCGAGGUCUGGUUCAAGAAUCGUCGUGCGAAAUGGCGCAAGCAGAAACGUGAGGAGCAGGAACGGCUUCGUAAGCUGCAAGAGGAGCGAGCUUGUGGUCGGACGCCACUGAUGGCGCGGCCACCGCUGUCACCGGCACACUCACCAGCGCACGCGCCGCCAGCGCCUCCCACGCCACGCCCCUAUACUGACGACAGCGACUCCGACCUAGAAGUCGCCUAAACACUAAAGCUUCCAAUCACCCAAAUUAUUGGAAUGGCGUAUCAAACAGACUCAUGAACUAUUAAGUACUGUUCACAAGACAAGUGUUUAAAGGUGCCAUCUCAAGUGCUAUCGUUACUUAUAAACUUUGCGCGAGGACUAUAUAAAGUGAACUAUGGUGUUGUGAAACUAGUAACUCUGACUGGUAGAUAUCUAAAAUGUGAAUUAUACUUUACUCAACUUACUUUCCUACGCGUAGGAUAGCGAGUUCAUAAAUUAUCGUGUAAUAAUAAUAUAAUGUAUAAUGUUAGAGGCAUAAUAUAUAUUAUGUAUGUAUGUAGUGUAGAUAGUAUCAGCGCUUAUUGAUAUUUUCUUCAACGGAACUUUUAUUUUACUUUAGAAACAUUUCUCCUUAUAACUAAAUGUAGGCAAAUGUGCAUAUAAAUAUUAUUAUACGUAGAUAUUCUUAUUUACAAUUCCAUUGUAAGUACUUCUUUGGCAAUAGAAUAGGUCCCAAUUAGAAUAUCUAAAAUCUUGAAAGCAGAGAUGAAGAUUUCCGCUUUUUAAAAAUUCAAGAAAUAACUAGAUAAAUGUACUAAGUAUAUAGCCAAGUGUAUAACUACUCUUAAUAAAUCGAACUAAUAAAAGUACGCCAUAAAUGUCCUGUGUAAUUAAUAUUAAGAUUGCCUGGACCUAGCUCGCAUUAUUAGAAUAAAGUCCAGAAUUUCAUUUAGAUAUAAAGAAAAUUUUUAAACCUUUUGGGAGGAUGAAGUAAAUGAUACACAUUAAAAAAUACAGUGCGGCGUUUAAUACAUAACAUAUCUAAUCGUUAUUUGUAUAAAGUUCAAAAUAUAACUGAAUUAUAAGCAGAUAAUUGUUAAACAGAGUUGGUCGCCAACUCGCCACUAUCGAUACAGUACUUAUUUAUAGAUUAACUAAAAAAAUCUAGCGUGUUACCUACUUAUGUAUUCUAAUAAUGUGAACUAGGCACAUUUAGAAUCAUUUUCAAAUCGUAUAUAACCGUCAUUUCGAGAAACGUCGGACAAGGAUUUGCUUUUAUAUAUCUACCGGGUGGC